Gamsiella multidivaricata is the source of this 654-nucleotide messenger RNA. RefSeq lists its product as uncharacterized. The record is from RefSeq and is a predicted model, not a curated record. The transcript has 2 exons. Bases 1 to 654 code for a protein of 217 amino acids. NCBI's taxonomy places the organism in Eukaryota, Fungi, Mortierellomycota, Mortierellomycetes, Mortierellales, Mortierellaceae.
AUGGACAGUGCUGACGACGGCGAGCAAGGACUGCAAUGGCUCCGACCCUGCUCAUCCCUAGGAUCCCCAAAAUCGUCGGGCUUAUCCAAUGCCUUUGCCGUCCCCACCCACAAAGACCAGACCGGCGCUCAAGUCGUUGUCAUGCAGAACAUCCUGGAGUUCACAACUCACUACGUUGCUAAUGGCAAGCAGUUGGUGCCGUUCGUCACAGACGACAGCCAUCGGUACUCAGAGGUUGUAUUCAAGCAGCCCGUUCGGUCUUCUGCGGCAGAAGUAGUCAGUGUCGACAGCCGCCCUCUGCAGUUUGUCCGAGCCCUCCCCUUCCGGGGAUCACUAGAUGCCUCAGAGAGCAUCGGUAUCCUUGCUCGCUUCGAUAACGCAACCGGGGAAUGGAUUGUUCUAUGGAUGGAUAUCCUACUGAUCUUCAAGAACGCCCAUUACUCCAUGGAAGGCUCUGUGCUGGUGCCAUUCCUUACAGACUGUAACUUAGAAAUGCAUAUCGACAACUACAUUGUAGAAGCAGAUCGCCACGCAAAGUACAGAGCUAGUCGCGACCUUUGGAUACCUGCUUACACCUCUUCCACUAUGGAACUUGUAGGCUCGAUCCAAGAAGAUUCAAAUACCAACCUGGCACUGAGAUCGACACUAUCCUAA